Octopus bimaculoides (California two-spot octopus) is the source of this 3734-nucleotide messenger RNA. RefSeq names its product activin receptor type-1. Gene Ontology annotation, molecular function: ATP binding; transmembrane receptor protein serine/threonine kinase activity. Gene Ontology annotation, biological process: protein phosphorylation; cellular response to growth factor stimulus; cell surface receptor protein serine/threonine kinase signaling pathway. NCBI's taxonomy places the organism in Eukaryota, Metazoa, Mollusca, Cephalopoda, Octopoda, Octopodidae. Gene Ontology annotation, cellular component: BMP receptor complex; plasma membrane. The record is from RefSeq and is a predicted model, not a curated record.
UCUUCAGCGCAUAAAAGAAAUAAAGAGAACAAAAAUAAUGAUCUUAAUCAGGAUUAUGGAGACAUUCCUUGACUCUUUACUCAUUAAUGUUUAGUCUUCAGUUCAUUGUGGGAUUCAUAUAACAGAAGAAAUCGAAAACUAGUUGAUGAAUUGUUUCAGCAUCAGAAAAACUACUUUACUGCUUUUACUCCAACCCUUUACAUUCGGAGUUCAAAUCCUAUUGAGACAACACACAGCAGAUAAACUUCAAUAAGUAGCACGAAAUAGCAAAUAACACUGGCUCUCAGAGCAGUGAAGGACUUCCUUUCUAAUGCCUAGCUACUACAUAGGCAAAGAACUUUUUUUUACUGUCAGCAAUUAACAACUGUAUGGAUGAUGUUACUUCUCUGUUAAACAUUCUGAAAGGCCCUCAAAGAUGAGACAGAAACUCUCACGCCGAAGACGGCACCAGAAGCUUAAGCUUUAUGGCAUUAAUGCUCUCAGCAGUGAGAAAAAAAGCAAAAAUAAAACUAUUUCCUGCUUCUGUUGUGACUGCCCAAACUCCUCUUGUCAAACCUCAACUGUUUGUUUUUCUUCCGUCACUCGUGAGCGAGAUGGGGAAGUAAUCCAUCAAAAAGGUUGCACUGAACGACCAGAACUGCUUAGUUGCAACCCAAGUCAGAGUGUCACGUAUUUAAUUGAAUGCUGCAAUGAAAGUUGGUGCAACACCAAUACGACCCUCUCACUACCUCCUGAAACUACUGCAGCGGUAAAGAAUCCUUCACUUGUGCUUCUAUUAAGCAUCCUCAUAGUUAUUGCUCUGUUUAAUGCUGCAAUACUGGCUUUCAUUGCUUAUAUUCGAUGGAAGCACAAAUGUCGAAUGGAGGAUUUUGGUGCACGAGAACCAUACCUUUUAGAAGAUAGUGAACGUAAAGCUAGCAAGGAUGAGAAGAGUUCACUGAAGGAGCAUUAUGAACAAUCAGUAACAUCUGGAAGUGGAUCUGGUUUGCCUUUUCUUGUUCAAAGUACUGUAGCCAGACAAGUCAUGAUGGUUGAAAUGAUUGGUAAAGGACGAUAUGGAGAAGUGUGGAAAGGAACCUAUCAUGGUGAAGUUGUUGCUGUUAAGACAUUUUCUUCUCGUGAUGAAGCCAGCUGGGAUCGUGAAACUGAAAUUUAUAACACUGUUUUACUACGUCAUGAUAAUAUUCUUGGAUACUUAGCAUCAGACAUGACCAGUCGUAACUCAUGCACUCAGCUAUGGCUCAUCAUGCACUACCAUGUCAAUGGCUCCCUCUAUGACUACUUACAGAGAGUAGUUUUAAACCAUCAGUCGAUGCUGCUUUUGGCUUAUUCAGCAGCAGCAGGUCUGGUUCAUCUUCAUUCGGAAAUUCUUGGAAAACAAGGAAAGCCUGCUAUUGCACACCGAGAUAUUAAGUCGAAGAAUAUCCUGGUCAAAAAAGAUGGCUCCUGUUGCAUUGGUGAUCUUGGACUUGCUGUCAUACAUAGUCAAACAACGAACAUCUUAGAUCUUGGUAACAACACCAAGGUGGGGACAAAACGUUACAUGGCACCCGAGGUCCUUGAUGAUCAUUUGAACACUUCUCUAUUUGAGUCAUUCAAAUGUAUUGAUGUGUAUGCCUUUGGUCUGGUUCUCUGGGAAAUAACACGCCGUUGUGCUCUUGGAGGUAUUUCUGAAGAAUACAAGCCACCAUUUUGGGAUGUUGUUCCAAGCGAUCCUAGUUUUGAGGAUAUGAGAAAAGUAGUUUCUGUUGAUCAGCAACGACCCAUAAUUCCAAACAGAUGGACUACUGAUCCUAUUCUCAACCAGGUGGGCAAAUUAAUGAAAGAAUGCUGGCGCCAUGAACCCAAAGCCAGACUGUCGAUGCUGCGUGUUAAGAAGAAUUUACAGCGUUAUAUGAAUAAACCUGAAGAUGACAAUUAAUUACUAUAAAUAAGACUUUCCAAUAUAACACUUGUCAGAGACUUAACAGCUGUGUACUUUAGAGAGGCAGAUUCUGUACACACGGUCAUUGCUGACAUGUGUACAAGUGUGUAUGCAUUUACGCUUACAUUUUUACAAACAAAAAUAUGAAUUCAGAUACACUCUGUGGGUAUACAUAUGUAUGAAUACAUGAGUGAAAGGGAGUGUAUGUGUGUGUACAUAGCAUGCAUGUGUGUGUGCGUAUAUAUACAUACACAAACAUCUAUGUACAUGUGUAUUAUAUAUUUGUGUGUUUAUGUAUACACAUGUAUAUAUAUGUACUUAUGUGUGUGCAUGUAUAUAUGUAUAAAUAUAUAUAUAUAUAUAUAUAUACACACAGACACACACAAAUGCAUGCAUGCAUAUCUGCAUGUGUACAUGCAUAUUGUGUGGGUGAAUGCAUAUAUAUAUAUAUGUAUAUAUACACACACACACACACACAGAUAUGCAUAUCUAAAUAUAUAAUCUAUACAGACAGACCUCAUUCAGCAAUAUUUUUGCGAUACAUCAUUAGUUUCAUAGUUUUUAUUAAACCAAUCAUCAAUCUUGUGAAAGGAUUCAUUCACACAUGUUGUCUAUUCCUUUUCAUUAUAUUAACUUUUUUUUUUUACAUAUUUUUUAGUCAUUGAACACUUGUAUAAAACCUGAAUAAUGUUUGAUUCAUCCCUUUCCUUCCCUACUAACCGUAUUUUCUCCCACCCAUAAGAUAUAUAUAUAUAUAUGUACCUCUCUCUCUCUUUAUAUAUAUAUAUAUAUAUAUAUAUAUAUAUAUAUAUAUAUAAAAUCCAUUUCAGUAGAGAAUUAUGUGUGCAUUUUCUCAUGUGAGUGUGUGUGUUUUUGCGAUACAAGUUUGAAGCUGAUAAACUCUGAAUGUUUUCCCUUGGCAGGUAGGUAUGGUCAUUUCAAAGAAUUUUUUCACUAAUAUGCAGUCAUUUUAAAUCUGCAAUUAUUUGCAUUUUCCUUCAUUAGUAUUUUUCUGUUUUUGUUGAUAUGUAUGUACAUGUGUAAGUAUACAUACACAAACACACAUAUACAUGUUUAUAUAUGCAUAUUAUGUAUUUUCAUAUAUACAGGGUGUCCUAAAAUUAAGGCAAGGAACUUUUUUCAAUUUUGCCGAAGCAAAAUAUUGUUGUAUUUUGGGUCUGAUCAUUGCAAUGCAAUGGUAAAGGAAGCACAAUUAUGACACAACCACAUCUUUUUGAUAUGACCACCUAUGUUUCGAAUCACAACCUUAAGUCUAAGUGCAAAUGCUUCACAUGCAGUACACAGCUGUUCUUGGAGAAUCAAAACCCAUUCCUGGUACAGUUUUGCCUUCAAAGCAUCUAGCAAAGCACAAGCAGUGCUCUAGACCCACCCUCAUCUCCAAAAUGGACCAAACAAAAAAGUUCAAUGGGUUAACAUUGGGGCUUCUUGAGGACCAUACAUCCUUGCCUUUGAACAGCAGAAUGUUUUUCUGAAUCCAGUGUUGUGAAUGUUUGGUGCAGUGGGAUGGUGCUGAGUCCUGUUGGAGGCUCAAAAGUGCACCUUGAAAGCAUUCAUUCACCCAUGGAAGCAGUUCAGCUUCCAGAAUGUUGCUAAUGUAUUGCUGGGUGUUAAUUUUAACACCUGAGAACACAAAAAUGAGGUGAGACCUUCCAGUGGCUGUCACAGCUGGCCAAACCAUAACUGACUGUGGAUUUUGAUGUCGAUUUAUGAGUCUACGCUUGACGGAGCUAGAUACGCUCCAAAGUCGGUCAUUCUGGUGGUUUACUGUCUAUUUGAUGUCAAAUUUCUU